AUGAAUAAAGACAAAAAUAGAAUAUACCUAUUAAUUAGACAUAUAAUUCAUUUCAUAUUCAACAAGGUAUUGAGAAAAUGCUUAUGGAUAUAGAGGAACUUUAAAAUAGUUACUAAUAAUAACUAGAAUAAAAAUAGGUUUAAAGUAAUGAAAGUAUUUUAAAGCAAAACAAAUAAGUCAAUACUUCAAAUCCAUAACAAUAUAUAUAUUCUCCUUAAAAUUAGCUGUUUCAAAAAAAUGAAAAAUAAUGUGUUAAAUAAAGCAAUAACAAAUAAUUAAUAGACUUAACUCUAUUAGAAGAAGAGGAUAUUGAAGAAAAAAAUAAGGAUUAAUAGUUCAUAAAUCCUGUUAAAAUAAAUUAAAAAGUAAUAAUUUAAAAUGAAAAACCUUUUACUAAGCCAAUUAUUGUAAGCUAAGAUUAAGUCUACUAAAAAUAAAUAUAAAAGCUUGAUCAAGAAAAUAUAUUACUUAAAAGUCAAUUAAUAGAUAGUGAAUAUUAAUUACGUUUGA
Molecule: messenger RNA, 510 nt
Organism: Tetrahymena thermophila SB210
Lineage: Eukaryota; Ciliophora; Oligohymenophorea; Hymenostomatida; Tetrahymenidae
Exons: 1
Source: RefSeq, a predicted model, not a curated record